UCCUCCACUGCUCCGCCGGGUCAUAGUUUUGCCUCCAGCGCCCGGCGGCCGAGUCGCAAUUCAAGCUCCGGCUCAGGCCACGGCCACUCGGUGUCCCGCAUGUCAAGAUCGCGCAGCUCCGAGUGGAGAGUUGCGCGUUGCCGUCAUGAACUCUCAUUAUUUUUUGGCUUUCUCAGCUGUCCGGGCCUCACGACUUACACCCUCCCGCUAUCUCUAUCCUGUCUUUCAUCGCCAUCUCACUUGACCGUGUGUCUUGUGUCUCUUGACAGAGUGUGAAAGAGUUGAGCUCCCAGGCUAGAUAGAGCCUCGUUACCCAGUCAACAUGGCCGCCGACGACCAGCACGGGGACGGUGCCUACCGUCAGUACCUGCCUGACCUCAGCACCCCGCGCUUCACCGAGAUGCAGAAGCAGGAUGCCCACGAGUACGCGGCGGCGUUCAAGGAGGGCGGCGUCCCGCCGUGGCUGCACGGCCUGUACCUGCACUGGCGCAAGCUGUUCCAGGAGCCCUUCAAGGGCAUCACCAACGAUGGCCGCGUCCGCCACGACCUCUUCCGUCUCCAGGACGAGGGCAUGCCCAUCUCGGCCAUCGUAGCCGCGGCCAAGUCCCUCCUCGACCAGCUGACCCCGGCCCAGCUCGCAGCGGUCUCCUACCACAUCGACUCGCCCGAGUGGCGCUCCUGGUCCAACCCGGAGUUCCUCCUCUCCGACAAGGGCAUCCGCCUCGACGAGGUGACCGCGUCCACGCGCGACGCCGUGCUCGCGGUGCUCGAGGCGACCCUCUCCCCCGAGGGCUACCGCAAAGCCAUCUCGGCCAUGCGCAUCAACGGCUUCCUGGGCGAGCUGGUCGGCGCGCCGCGCGUGUGCAACGAGUUCUCGUACAACUUCGUCCUCUUCGGCGCCCCGUCCGAGACCGCCCCCUGGGGCUUCUCCUUCUACGGCCACCACCUGUGCCUCAACGUCUUCCUGUACCGCACGCAGGCCGUCAUCUCGCCCUGGUUCACCGGCGCCGAGCCCAACGUGAUCGACGCCGGGCCGCACCGCGGCACCCGCAUCCUGCACGAGGAGGAGCGGCUGGGCCUGCGGCUGAUGCAGAGCCUGGCGCCGGACGCGCAGCGGCGCGCGCGCGUCUACGAGCGCCUGCGCGACCCGGCCAUGCCGCGCGGGCGGUGGAACCACGACGACCAGCGGCACCUGUGCGGCGCCUACCGCGACAACCGGGUCGUGCCGUACGAGGGCGUGGUGGUCGGGUCCGGCGACAUGGACGAGGCGCAGCGCGCGCUGGUGCGCGCCAUCCUCGAGCAGUUCCUGCUGUACCUGCCGCGGCCGGCGCGCGAGCUGCGCCUGCGCGAGGCCGAGCGCUGGUUCCACGAGACCUACUUCUGCUGGAUCGGCGGCUUCGCCGACCACGACCCCUUCUACUACCGCAUCCAGAGCCCCGUCAUCAUCGUCGAGUUCGACCACCACUCGGGCGUCUUCCUGACCAACCGCGAGCCCGCCAGGUUCCACAUCCACACCCUGCUGCGGACCCCCAACGGCGGCGACUACGGCAUGGCCCUGCGGCCGCUGAUUCCCGGCGUCGUCGAGCAGGAGUAUGUCUGGGAGGGGGACAAGGAGGGCGAGCAGGAGCAAGAGAAAUAGUGGUAGUGUCAGCACAUCAGUGAUAUAUAUGUAUGUGUGAUUAUUAGCCCGUAAGUUGGCUUGGAGCAAUGAAAGGGGACAAACACAGAAAUUGUUACGAGGUCUUCUUGAUGCCACGGCGAAUUCUUCAUCCUGCUAGACAUCCAGACUUGUCCG
Molecule: messenger RNA, 1795 nt
Organism: Thermothielavioides terrestris NRRL 8126
Lineage: Eukaryota; Fungi; Ascomycota; Sordariomycetes; Sordariales; Chaetomiaceae
Exons: 2
Coding region: 323-1639 (438 amino acids)
Source: RefSeq, a predicted model, not a curated record